Molecule: messenger RNA, 2955 nt
Organism: Alternaria postmessia
Lineage: Eukaryota; Fungi; Ascomycota; Dothideomycetes; Pleosporales; Pleosporaceae
Exons: 2
Coding region: 1-2955 (984 amino acids)
Biological process (GO): regulation of transcription by RNA polymerase II; DNA-templated transcription
Cellular component (GO): chromatin
Molecular function (GO): DNA-binding transcription factor activity, RNA polymerase II-specific; RNA polymerase II cis-regulatory region sequence-specific DNA binding; zinc ion binding
Source: RefSeq, a predicted model, not a curated record
AUGGUAGCGCAUGCUCUUUCUACAAGUGCAUCAGGUCUAAUCAAGUCCCGAACGGACUUUCGAAACGGGGAGAUUGCUACAGUCGGUGCUGCGAGCAAGUCCUCGAGUCUAGCAUCGCCUGACAGAGACGAAGGCGACUACACUGAUGGCGAUAGCGGCAAUGACUGUGGCUUCUCCAAGAGCGAAGAGCAGGACAGGAAUGACUGUAAAAAGAAGUUCAUCUGCUCAUACUACGGCUGUGGAAAAGGCUAUUCCACCGCAAGUCAUCGGUCCCGCCACGAGUUGAGCCACAGCCGCAGUCAAGUUUACUAUUGCAACUUUUCUGGUUGUAGCCGUUCCUUCGUUCGACUAGAUCUAUACACCCGUCACAAGGAGAGACAUGUGCUUUGCGGCUCGCAACUACUGCGCAGAGACAUCUCCAGAAAACGCAAUCCAUACCUCAACGUGGCAGCCACACUCAAUGCGAACGAUGCAUCACUUUCGAGUUUAUACACCAUGAAAACUGAGGAAAUGCAUGGCGUGCAACACCCAUUCUAUAGCGCCUCCAUAAUUGGCUCUGGUCACCAAAUGCCUCCCAACCCUAUUACCAUCCUUAGUAGCCUAAAUCCGCCGCAGAGACCGGUGAGCGACGGCAUCUAUGGCAGCGACUCAGAGACUGAGCCCCACGACAUGCAGUCCCAGAGCUAUGGAGACUUUGCACUCCUAUUGCGCGCCGCGGCUCUGGACGGCUAUAGUACAGGUCACGCCUCUCUCCACAACCACCCUCAUGCGGAUGAUGAGAACCUUGCAUCGCCCGGUCUACGCGCGCAGACGUCAAAUACCAGCUCAUGUGGCUCAAGGUCAUCCCCGGUCGACUACCAGGCCAGCGCUGGUGGGUAUAGUUCACUGCAGAACCCCCCUUCCUCUGCCUUAUCUCCACCAGAAUAUGUCCGACCAACAGACAUGCCUGUUUCUCGAAGACAAGAGAAUCAGAUCUACAAUAACACGUAUAAUCAAUCACCAUUCGCCAUGGCUGACGACUUCAAGGCAUGGCUUCUCAACAGCAACCAGUUCAGCUCAGGAGGCUCACCACACAUAAAUUAUCCAAGUGCAGUAUACCCAGUAGCUGAUGCGUGGCCGCAAACUGAAUCUCAAGAACUGCCUUUCGACUACAUACACCCUGUCGCUAGCUACCUGAACAACCCGGCUCGAUCUGCGUAUCUAAUAUCUGUUCAGAACACAUUGGACACCUCGCUUCCCGAAACUGUACUGCUCGAUGAGAAGCGCAAAGACCUCCUUGAUCUUAUUCGCUUGCGCUUCAACGGAACAGGUCACGCACCAGUCAUGGCGCAAAAGGAAGCUAUCAUGAAGGGCAACAAAGACGACUGCCGCCACGUACUGAGUCUGUACAUGAUGCAAUCGUACAUCAGCUCGUACUGGAACCACGUCCACCCACAGUUACCGAUUCUCCACAAGCCAACAUUCGACGCAAGCACAUGUCCCGAGCUCCUACUGCUCGCCAUCAUGUGUCUCGGAGCUUCUUCCUUGGAAAAGAACUACGAUCAAGAGACGACACAGUCUUGUGCUCAGCUAUCUGACUUCUUGGCGUGGCACUUGCGUUGGGCGCUUCUCAUGGACCCCAACGCCCGUCCACCAGCGAAACUAUGGGCAAUUCAGAGCCUGCUCCUUGUCGAGGUCUUUGAGAAGAUGUACUCCACACGUCUGCUGCAUGAAAGGGCGCACGUCUACCAUGCCACCACAUGGACGCUGCUAAGGCGAGGAAACUCGUUGAACGGGCGGUCAGUGACAGACUCGCAUCCUGGCGUCAAAGAAAAAUCAAGUCAUGGCAUCAGCGGAACAGACAGACUCGAUGAGUGGUGGAGACGUUGGAUCACGGAAGAGGCUACUAGAAGAGCAGCAUUCGCGGCCUUCGUCAUCGACAGCAUGCAUGCUACCGUGUUCGGCCAAAGCGCUGUCAUAGCUACUCACGAGAUGCGUCUUCCGCUGCCAUGUGACGAAGCUCUCUGGUCUGUAAGAAGUAGUUCUGAAGCUCGUCAGGCUAUGCAGUCAGAUUGCGUCUAUCCAAUAUCCUUCCUUGACGGCCUUAAGAAAACGUUCAACAAGGAAGCGGUAAAAACUAGUCCGUUCGGACGCAUGAUACUUAUGGCAGGCUUGCUGAGCGUGUCAUGGCAUGUGAACCAGUGGGAUCUACAAACCAGCUCGCUUGGCAUGACAGCAGCACUCGAUACACAAGACAAGCGGCUAGCAUCCUUGACCCACGCUCUUGACAUCUGGAGGCAGGAAGACUGCCCUGCUCCGGAUCCACAUGGGUGUCGGGAUGGUACUGGCGACGAUGACAUCUCUGAAUCCCAGGCUGUCCUAUACCACCUGGCAAACAUGGCCACACAUGUCGAUUUUGUCGACUGCCAGAUCUAUGCUGGUGCUUCCGAAGUACUUGGGGAGCCGAUAACCCUACAGGACUUUAAAGACGCAAAACGCCGGAUGGAGCAAUGGGCUCCCACCCCCCGAGCCCGACACGCCACGUUCCAUGCCUUCUACUUGCUUUCCCGCGUCAUGGUCAGAAGAGGCCGCAGCCCGAACCCCAGCAACCCAUCCAGCGACAUUUCCUCCUACUCCGCGCGCGACGACCACAUCCCAUACCGAUCAUGGGCGCUUUAUCUGGCCACACUCGUUGUCUGGUCGUACGGCUUUGCGCUAGAAGGACCGGUUCAGACGCCGCACCAACUCUUGUACUACGAACGCAAGGUCGAGGAUAUGGUGGUGUACCUCAAUCGCAUGGGCGGCGUGAAAACACCUGAAGAUCUGAGUAAGACUUCGCAUCGCAAUGCUUGCUUGGGGCUGCUGAUCAUCAUGCGAGACUUGUUCAAGCAGACUAGGUGGGAGUUGCUGCAGGAGGCAGGUCAUUUGUUAACAAAGUGCAUCGAGAGGCUACUUUCUCACGCAACCACUGUGUGA